CUGCCGCAGAUUCGCCGCGUGCCGCGCGGUGCGGCCGAGAAAAAAUAGACUAAAACCGAAUAAAGAGUGCCGAUAGCUCUGCGCGUCCCCACGGUGUCCGCGUGGGUUUUUUUUAAACAUAAAUUUUUGUUGUUGGGUGCCGGUGGUUGUGGCGAAAGUGAGGCGGCGGACGCACAGCGCGCGGACCCCGCUCCGCUGCGCGGCGGCUGCGGCCCGGCCCGGCCCCGCCAUGCCCCGGUGAGACCAUGGAGCCCAACCCGGGGCCCCCGGGGGCCGAGGACGGGAGGCUGCGGCCCGGCGCCAAGCGCGUCACCUUCCCGUCCGAUGAGGAUAUCGUGUCCGGGGCGGUGGAGCCCAAGGAUCCGUGGAGACACGGGCGCCUCGGCGCUGUUCGACAUGAUCGAGUACUACGAGUCGGCCACGCACCUCAACAUCUCCUUCAACAAACACAUCGGGACGCGGGGCUGGCAGGCGGCCGCGCACAUGAUGAGGAAGGUGAGUGCAAGCCAGCCACUGUACGAUCCCACGGUUCUGUGAUCUUCAAGGACCCUUCCAAACCACCCACUGUAGGAUCCCAUAGUUCUGUGAUCUUCAAGGACCCCUGUAAUCCAGCCACUGUAGGAUCCCAUUGUUCUGUGAUCUUCAAGGACCUUUCCAACCCAACCACUGUACAAUCCCAUGCUUCCAUGAUCUUCAAGGACCUUUCCAACCCAACGGCUGUAGGAUCCCAUGGUUCUGUGAUCUUCAAGGACCCCUCUAACCCAACCAUAGUAAGAUCCCAUUGUUCUAUGAUCUUCAAGGACCCUUCUAACCCAACCGCUGUAGGAUCCCAUUGUUCUGUGAUCUUCAAGGACUCCUCUAACCCAACGGCUGUAGGAUCCCAUGGUUCUAUGAUCUUCAAGGACCCCUCUAACCCAACCACUGUAGGAUCGCAUUUUUCUAUGUUCUUCAGGGACCCCUCUAACCCAACCUCUGUAGUAUCCCAUGUUUCUGAGAUCUUCAAGGACCCUUCCAACCCAACCAUAGUAAGAUCCCAUGGUUCUGUGAUCUUCAAGGACCUUUCCAACCCACCCACUAUAGGAUCCCAUGGUUCUAUGAUCUUCAAGGACCCCUGUCACCUAACCACUGUAGGAUCCCAUGGUUCUGUGAUCUUCAAGGACCUGUAUAACCCAACCACUGUAGAAUCGCAUGUUUCUGUGUUCUUCAAGGACCCCUCUAACCCAGCCAUAGUAGAAUCCCAUGGUUCCGUGAUCUUUGAGGACCUUUCCAACCCACCCAUUAUAGGAUCCCAUAGUUCUAUGAUCUUCAAGGACCUUCUAACCCAACCACUGUAGGAUCCCAUAGUUCUGUGAUCUUCAAGGAUCCGUGUAACCAAACCAAUGUAGGAUCCCAUGGUUCUGUGAUCUUCAAGGACCCUUCCAACUCAAUGGCUGUAGGAUCCCAUUGUUCUAUGAUCUUCAAGGAUCCCUUUAACUGAACCAUUGUAGGAUCCUAUAGUUCUGUGAUCUUCAAGGACCUUUCCAACCCAACCACUGUACGAUCCCAUGGUUCUGUGAUCUUCAAGGACCCCUGUAACCCAACCAUUGUAGAAUCCCCUGGUUCUAUGAUCAUCAAGGACCCUUCCAACCCAACCACUGUAUGAUCCCAUGGUUCUGUGAUCUUCAAGGUCCCCUAUCACCCAACUACUAUAGGAUCCCAUGGUUCUGUGAUCUU
Messenger RNA from Numida meleagris (helmeted guineafowl), 1713 nucleotides. Its product is annotated as protein phosphatase 1 regulatory subunit 37-like. The record is from RefSeq and is a predicted model, not a curated record. Lineage: Eukaryota; Metazoa; Chordata; Aves; Galliformes; Numididae.